This is a messenger RNA of Anastrepha obliqua, 1244 nucleotides long. RefSeq lists its product as uncharacterized. The transcript has 5 exons. NCBI's taxonomy places the organism in Eukaryota, Metazoa, Arthropoda, Insecta, Diptera, Tephritidae. The record is from RefSeq and is a predicted model, not a curated record. Bases 524 to 826 code for a protein of 100 amino acids.
CAUAUGUAGGUAUAUUUGCAUCGUCUAUGCCGUUAAGUCCAAUCGUUUUAUGCUGUUACGAGUAUUACAAAAUGGUUGUGUUCGAUAACGCAAUCAUUUUUAAUAGUUAUUUCUAAUUUUUGCAAUUUGGCGUUCGUUAACACCAAAAAAAUAUCCAUUACUAAAAAUUGAGAGAGCAAAGUGACAAUUCGAUGCCAGAGAAACGCUCAAUAUGUGCUGGAGAAAUUUUAGAAACCAGUCUUUUGUGCACUUAUGGCCUCGCGCUGGUUGAAAAUAUAAUUUGUAGCCGGAAAAGUCUCAUUGUCUUGUGUCAACCCAAGCUAAGGGUCCUACUCGUUAAUGUACUUUUUUCGUAUUGAGUUGACAACCCAGGCGAGUCACGAAUAUUCAGAGAAAUUAAGAAAUGUCAAAAAUACUGUUGGGUUUGAAGGGGAAUGUACGUACUAAGGCGAAUUCGCUUUUGAAUUAGCUGAAGACAAAGCGAAUUGAGCUGGAAAGGACAAACUUCUAUCAACAUUGUACAAUGUCUAAGGCCUUUGAAAUGGACGAGCGACUGCAGGAAAUUUUCCAUUUACGACCUUUACAGGAGGAAACUAUUGCCUAUCGCAAUAAUAUAAAACUUUACCAAACUUUGAUGAAGCAGACUUGCAAAGCGGAACUUCAGAAUCUUGUAAAUGUAGAAAUGGAUAUUGCGUGCACAAAAUUGAGAAUGCCCGAUCCCAAAUUAGUGCCACCACUUUCUGCCAACUGUAUGGAUUGCACACCGAAGAUAGAAUCACUCCUGGAAGAAACUAAGAUGACUUCUAUAGGAAUGAAACUGCUAUAACAUCGUCGUCUUUAGAGAAUACAAAUCUAAAUUGGGCUUGAUUGUUGUCUUAUUUUGUUAAGGCGCUUAUAAACCAUAUGUAAACACUCGAAUGAUGGAUGCAAACUCUGAAAUACAAUACAACAAAAUUAAUUUGAGGAUACUUCAUGAUACUUUAAAAAAGCAAAUAACCCUCCAAACACCUUCAUAUAUGAACACAGCAACAUUCAAUAUAUAUAGUCUGACUUCCUAAACGUCAGUUGCGCUGCGUAAGUACAAAAUCAGAUGCUCUUAAACAAAAAAGUCUGAUGCGUAAUCGUUUGAAGUUCCAAAAUGCAUGCAUCAUAAACGGAAAUUACUCAAAACAGCAUUUUAAUAUGCAAAGCAGCGCAGUGCUAAAUUGCAAAGCGACGUUUAGGAAAUCAGCCAUACUCUUCAA